AUGAGUCAUCCGGAGCACUUUGGUAUAUCAUAUGCCAAUAUUGUGUAUGCAUUUCUCGUCCGUGUCGAUGGACUUCAUAUCAAUGAUUCAAUUAACCAAAUGUUUAGAUCCAACUCCAGGGAGAAGAAAACUCUCAUCGAAUUUCUGCUGAAGAAAAGGGGGAACCAUAAUAACGCUGUCCUACUUGAUAAAGAUAGCGAUGAUACCGAGUCAAGGUUGCCCUUGCGUGGGACAGCGAUGGCGGAGCUGACGAGGUUGGCUGGAGAGGAUUUGGCUCAGUGGACUCACAUAGUGAAGGGGAGAUAUUGUGCUCCCUCUUUAGAAGAAACAAAAUCUGCGGACUCUACACACAUGCGGUGGCGAUUGACAACUAGUGAUGUUGUAGCGCAGCUCACGAUGGUACGAAACACUUUCAUGGCCAAUAUUCUUGACUUCAAACGCAUGAGUGGAACCACAGGGCCUUCUUCUUCUGUCCCCAAUAACGAGGCACUGGGGACAUUGGGAAACAUCCCGGUUUCCCUCCUAGACGUGUUGCAUGAAAACGUCGUGGCGGCUAUCAAGGACUCAAUCUCGAAACUCUGUACACGAUUAAGGAAAACAUGCCCACCAGGAUCUCUAACCAGGUCCAUGGUUGCAGUAGACUCGCACGUGACAAGUGGUGCAUCUGCACAAUGGGAUUGGAGUGAGGCUCAUUUAUUGGCCAGUGUGGUUGAGUUGGUGUGGGCGUUGAGUGUCUCUGUCGUACUUGACGCACACAAUGCUUCUGCCGUGUGUGCAGGUGGAUUGCUUUAUUCAUGUCGACUUUUGUGCAGCGACGCGGAUGCUUCCGGCGCCAAUAAAAAUGAUUACGGUUCACAGUUGUCACUUCUCCCACCGGUGUUUUUCCUGACACACGAUCUUGCAGUGAAAUUGGAGGCCCAUUACCAUGCGGUACUACAGAGUGCAGGUUGCAGCAUUGUGUCACCGUCACGUGUGUACUAUUCCUUGCUCUCUAGCUCUUGCUACGACCUUUUAUCUCAAAUUGAUGAGCAAGCUGUUAGAGGGCACUGUAUGAGUUCGGUGCGUCUUUGUGUUUCGUUGCUGAAGGAAGCACGUCUCUCGUGCGAAACUUGGGAAAGUGUGAGGUGGGAUGAUAUUGUAAGUAGGGUGAGGUCGGGUAUUCCUCAAGCAAACCGUCAGGUACUUGUGCAGGACUUGGAAUGCCUUUGGCACUUUCACCGCAACUGGUCUGAAAAAACUAGGGGUGGUAGAACUUCUUUGACUAAUGACGCACAGGUGGGGGGUCUCCCAAUCAUUUUGAGUGGAAAGCUGCCAUCGUUUCUAUCUACUCGAUUUCAAGACUUAGCGACGGAAUUAUUCAGCAAAUGCUCAUCCCUGAAGUCGGUUGAGGCCUCAAAAGGAACAAAAGCCGUGGAAAGUAUGUUUGUUACUGUUUUCUUCGACGCACUAUAUAUGUGCCACAUUUUUCACAAUGGUCCAGGUAGCGUGGAUUCACUUGUAGUAUUACUCGUUCUUGUGAAGAAGAUACUGCCACAUGCGAAGAAGGAGAAGCGACUACGUGGUGUCGUCACAUUGCUACUUUUGGGUUGUUUGUUUCCGCAACCUGUACCAGACAACGGCAAUACCAAAAUACAUGAUCAGUUGGUGGGUUCUUCGGGGCAACCGAUAUCCGAGAUGCUGCUAGGCGAAUUAGACUCCUGGCGAAAGUGCAAAUAUUCCAUGUGGUAUGCUAUUUCCGUUGCCGCGAUGCUGGGUUGUGUGUCCCCAGCAUCUCUUUUGAAAAAAAUGCCGAGCUUUUUGAAGACAUUGAGAAAUUUGUUCUCUUCGGUUGAUAAUAUAGACAGAAGCUCCAUUCUUUACUCCACGUUACACGUUGGUGGGCUACUUGUUGAUCUGCACCUAAGAAACGCGACGGCAUUGGCUGAAGAUGUAAAGAGCUGCACCGAGUGCUUUCUUUACUAUACGGAAAAGAUGUUGGUGAAGGACCUACACAACGAAAAGUGGCGGGAAGGCACUGGUGCUCCGGCGUGCAUUAUGGCGGCAUCAGAUUUGUUAUUGUUUUGCCUGCAGCAGGAACACUUCUACCUCAAAGCAACAGGUUGGCUGUUAAGGUUGCUCGAUUGCAGGAACAAAACAAGAGGGUCUGUAAAAAGUGUAAAGGGUCCGACCAUCUGCUACGGCCAACUCAUUGCCAUGCGCGCGCUCUCUGCGCUCUGUGAGUUGAAGUACUUUUCAGUGGACUCAAAGAUGUCUGAGAAGAAAAAUGGCACUAAGAACGCUGUACUUGCAUGUAAUUUAAAUUGUGGGUAUCACAACACUGUUGACGAGCUGUAUGACGAUUUUACCGAUACAAAAACACAGAUUCGAAGUAAGAUUAUGGGAAUGAUAUUUUACCGCGGUUCGUGCUAUAACUAUGUCGUCACUACGGUCGAAGGACCCACUGCACUUUGGCACGAAGGUCACUUGAAAAAUUUGCUUACUUUUAUAAAGUUUACGAACAACAUACGAACCGCUAUUAACGAUAUACGUAAGGCAGCCUUUGAGUACCUAAAUGAUGCUGCGCAGGAGAGUUCGAUGAACGGUACAAGCGAAUUCAAGCUUCAACUUGUUAGUGUUCUUAUUGUCGCUGGUUUUUUCACUUCUGCAUGCGCUAUGCUCGAUAGAAGCCUCACGCUACCGAAACUUCUUGUGGGCGCAGACUCACAACUCAAGGAGGCCGUUGCUCGUGUGGUGUUGCCGCUUUACCUGAAGAGCGGAAACAAUAGCAACGGGAGUAGUUACGGGAGGCGAAGCCUUUGUAGUUGUGCCUUCGCGAUAUACAGGCUGGCUGAGAGUGUUAUCGACGUACUUGUUAGUGAAGAUAAUGGGCGUGUGGAAGAGUUGGUGAAGUAUCUUACUUCACACCUGCUAGAGCUUAGAGACGAAAUGGAGUACAUAACCCUCAACGACAUGUACGUGCGAACGGCUCAUGAUGAUGUCAAGGAUUCACCUCAGUUGGGUCGUCGAUGGGAUUUUUUUUCCGCGGGGGCAGAGGUGGGGGCAUUUAACUGUGCUGUAGGUUCACGCAGAGACAAAUGGAAUUGGCUGUUAAUACCCAUGAACAUAAAUGUUGACCAACUGGAAGCAUGCUCUUCUUCGCCGGAAUCAGAGGGUUGGUAUGUAGUGAGGGCACUUGAAGGCACAACGCUCAUGGACGCACUUGAAGGGUUAGCUAUCAUUCUACUUGGUCACACUCGCCGCACUGUGCGGCAGCAGGCGCUCCUGCAGUUGGACAUAUUAGCUUCUCUACUGUCUCUGCAGCGCGUCCAUUGUGGGGACCAACUCUCAACGAAUGAGGAUGCUGUUGGAAGGACUCACAAUGCUCCCGGGACUUCUGCUGGGAUGAGGUUGGGAACUCAUGGCCACGAAGGAGCACAGAAUCAACGAUUCACGGCUUCUGAGGUUCUAAAGGAGGUUGGUGAAAGCUUCGAAGAUAUGUACUUAUCACUGGAGGAGUCUUACAUCCCAUUUCCCGCAAGUACCAGCUGGCAUCCUAAGUCUGAAAGGCACCAAAAGGGAAUGGGAUAUGUGGAAGAGAGGUCAUUCCGGACGCAUAUAGGUGUAGUAGAAUCCUCACGCGGGACGCCUGCGGAUGUUGAAAUGCACAUUCGUGUGAACAACUCGGGGAGCCCGCUGGUCUCAACUCCACUUGGCGACCGCUGCAUGAUGGCGGAUAGUGAGGCAUAUCUCCUCAUAUUCGUGUCUGCGUUAGCACUUGUUCUCGCAACCCACUGUUACUACCCUGGCUCCGCGCUUGUGCGCGUGACGUGUGCCCUUGCAGGGGAAAUAGUCCAACGUGGUUUGAAACUCCACAUGGAGGGAAAACUACCUCUGUGGAGGUCUUGCUAUGUUUUGAGGUUCUUGAUAUUAUCUGUCGAUAACACCAAAAGCCUACCGGAUGCAAAUCGCGUGACAGCUGGAGGCGAGCGUAAUCGACCCGGGCACCGGCAUGGCGGAAAUACUACGAUUGUGGGUAAUUUUGAUGACUACAAAGAAGUAACGUGGCAAAUUAUUAGUCGAUAUGCGGAAUACAACAAGUUGAUGGAUGACAUCACAGUGCCCUUGAUCACGUAUGGAGUGAGUUCUACUACCACGUUCUCCUUUUUUGAUGUUUUGCAGUUUCUUCAUCUUGGACCACUUGAAUACACAUGGACACGGGACACGCCACUCGUUACCUUUCCUGGUGUGAUGGACAGUAACCAUCCCCUCAUCAAGAGCCUUCGAGAUAUCCUGUACAAAUGCAACUGUAGCCACUCAGCGAAGGAUGCGGAACAUAAGGCCUGGGCGUGUUUAUCUGUUUUCUUGCCAACCCUUGUGGUUGUGGGUCGCCGCUUCUUUGUAAAACCUCCCAUUAUUCCAAGCCGUGAGCAGGAGAAAUUAGCCAUACAGCGUACGCAAAUGGAGAAGAUUAUUGUUGGGACUAUUGAUUUUCUGUUGCUUGGUAACACACGCCUGUUUGAAGCUGGUGAGAACAUUGAAGAACAACAAGAGCUUCAGGCAGAAACUCUGUUUCAAAUACUCGACGAGGGAAAUGGAGUGGCCGCGCGCUCUUGGCUUGCGCUGUCACGGAGUCUUCCAGCUACGAACAACGGUGAUGAGUUGAGGGCUUCUUUCAGCCGUAACACAGUUGGGGGAGCGAUGACCAUUAUUUUCCUUCGUGGUUUGUUUUACGACUUGGUGACAUUGAUAUUUUCAAAGGAAACGAAGUACCUGGAAACACAACUAAAGAGCAUAUUGCUUCUCAAAGUAUUUUACAGCCUGACACAUCAGGUUCAGUGGUUUCUCGACAUAAACCCUUUGCAAGUCGAUGACAACCCCGAGGCGCAGUUGCAUCCGAAUGUUCUAGUUGCCAUGGAGAAGGGUGUUCUUGCUUUGCAAACGGUUAUAUUAUCAAUGGAGCAACUUACAGGGGGCUCUCCGAGUGCGACCGUAGCCAGUAUUGCAAACAGUUUUUCAGAGAAUUUCCUGAAGUGGUUGCAGCACGCUCUACCGCCAAAUAACACCAACCUCGAGGGUGACAUGCCGUGUAUCUUCAAUAUCGCGGUGACGCUUCUAGUCGCUGACGCUUCAUCAUGGGAAUCAAUGCGUCGUGUGCUUCACCAAGAGCCAGUUGAUAGCCCAGUUCACAGGUCACUGUUCUCCAUAAUGGUAACUGCCUUUUCAGUUCUGUGGGGUCGUCUAGAGCGGACGGUGACGUCACCGAGGGUUUGUGUAAAGCGUAUAUCCUACCAAACGCGUUCUGAUGCUAGCUCAGACGCACGUGCAAGUUUGCUGGGAAGCGGCACAAGCUGCGACGGCGUGAACAAAAUGAUAGUAACCAACAGCUCCUUAAUCUUUUACGCAUUGAUGUAUUCGUACGAAGAGUCUUCCGUUGGACCUGUUUUUGAUCCGAUCGUUCGUUCCAAGGCGAAGGCGCUACUGCAGUUGCUCUGUGGAGAACUGCUUAUAAAUGAUACAAGUGGCGAGGAUGGGUUUGCUCGUUGGUUUUACCUCCUUCUCAACGCAACACGAAUGCAAAGGGAUAACGUGGACGUAUCCGGUCAGCUUUUGCAAAAUUUCUUUACAAUGGCGAGCUCUAUCAUCCUUUCCGCAGGGGCCACGGUUUCAUCUACAGCUCCAAUACACCCUGUUUCAGUAAAAAUAGCACUCAGGCUACUGUCUCUGUUUGUGCGACAAGUGGAAGCUACAGAAGAAAGCCUUCGCACUAUGUUAAAGGUUACUCAGGCAUGUCGAAACUCAAUUUCGGAUAAUUACAUUGCUGAAGUAUGGGGUGGUUGGAUUGCAUAUGAAGGUGCCGGAAGGGAUCGCUUCAUUGCAGUCCUCGUGACAUCUAUGAUAGAUAUUGCUGAUAAGAACACUAUUGCCUACUACAUUGAUAGAUUUAUUUCCAGCGAAAAGUUGUCACAGGGGGUGGGAGAGGGUCGUGUAAGCCUGGACUCCCAGAUACAGAGCACAUACUACAAUUUCUUUUUGUUUUCAAUAUAUCAAAUGAGGCUUCUGAACCAAAGGCACGCGUCAAGUGCGCCAAGUAGUUCCACAAAGUACGACACUGCGCUGAACGACAUCGCUUCAGAGUUUUCAAAAGAUGAUAGAAUCGCACCCAGUUACACAGCGAUGUCGUCGGUGAAUUGCAUAAAUUUCGAAAUGUCAAUCGGCCGCUGUCCCAACGUUAAUGUUGCUGGUAAAGGUAAGAUGGCAUGGAUUGCCGAGGAAAACAUCUGGCACGGACUUCAGAGGCUAUCACAAGAAGCAGUAAGAGGCCGUGCUUUUAGUACGGUGCGGAGAGAGAGAUGUUCAGGUCGUACAUGUCUUUCCCCGAUGCCCCUUUACCCAGACGAUGUGGAGACCUCUUUGGAGCUAAGUUUUGUGAAACCACUCGUAAGUGUUCUAUUUUUCGCAUCUUGGUCAAUUGAGCGACUGCAGGAGCAUGGCCAACGCCUAUGGAUGGAAAUUUAUCGUGACCUCUCUGCCCUUGGAGAAUUUACGAGUGUUGCAGGGUCUUGCGAAGUAAAGAAUGAACGGCAUGUCGUAUCCUCGUCUUAUCCAUCACGUGACGUGAUCAUUAGCCUCGCGAAGCGCGAUGCAACUGAUGCUGAUGAAGGAAGUUGUGUUGAGGAUGAACAGGAAACGGGAUCGGUGGUGCAACAGAGCGAGGCAAGCUCUGAAAGUGACGAUAAUACGCUCGUUCAGAACGACGGAAGUAAUUUUUCCUCUUCAGAAUCAGAGGAGGCGGGUGCUUUCCGAGCGUCUGAUGAGAAGAGCGUGAUUGACUACGGAUCGGUUGUAGAGCACUGCAGUACUGAAAGUAACGGCACAGUAGUUGUUCAUGGCGGUACUCACACAACUUUUGCUGCUGAGCGUACAAUUACUGUUGAAAAGGAUGACAAACAGUCCGAAGAAAGGAAGCGGCGGGACCACUUGAAGAGGAAGAAGGAUAUAUAUCGCGUCGCGCACAGGGAUUAUCUUACUUUACACAUCCAUUUUUCAUGUAUGUUGCUCGCACACCUCAGUUCCGGUGUGUUGCACCGGUCAGAUGAGCGGGACGAGCCAGGCUCGCGCUUUUAUGUUGUGGACCUUGCUUUUAAGGUGUUGGAGAAGUUGCUGAAGGGGACCGUAACGGACCCGACGUACCGUGCUCCGAAUUCUACAAAGUACUGGUUGGAACUCACUCUCACAAGGUUAAGACAUCGUGAUUUGAUGAUGGCGCAGAAAGGGAAUGAAAUGCAGCAGAUAUGGGAAUGUUGGGAUACGUUGCUACUGGAAGAGUCGCUGGUCUUUGGCGAUUCAAAAUUAAAUGAGAACCAUGCUCAUUCCCCCUCUUCCACCGUGGAUAUUGUUUUCGCUGAGCUUUUCAUGGGAAUUACAGGGCACGGUCGAAAUGUGUUCGGACGACGGUUUCUUCAGCGUUGCCUCCAUGAUUCAUCGAAAUGGCUGACACAGGGUUUUAUGAUGGAAAACAGGGCGUGGCAACGGAGGCACCAAGUUCAUUCACAUAUUUCGCUUCUCUGCAUGAAGGUAAUUCGGAGCAUCUCCACGUGUCUCUCCCUCUCAACCGAGAACCUUCUUGUCGGCUGCGGCAGCCGACAUCUGUGGGUGGAAAAGAUGUCAAUGCAGCUGGCAGAAGCGAACCUGUUGCGUCACCUACUCGCAGUUUUGUCGGAUCGUGUGGGGGCGAACAGCACCGUCCAGUCGGGUGCUAAUCCUCAGCAUAUAGUGACGAACAAAAGGUAUGUCCCGUGCAUUCCUGUCAUAACAACGCUGGCGUGCCUGCUGCGCGACAUAACGAUCCAUGAGAUUCUCUAUUCCUCGGAAUCUCAGAAGCAGGGGAUGGACAGAACGAAGCCUGAGGUUUUGGCAAUUGCGACCCCGUUUGGAAGCAAUAGCUCGUUCCCAAGCAGUUACCUUGUUUCAUGUUUCUGGGCUGGUUUCGCACUCUUGUUCGCUUCUGAUGCUUGGUCCUCGGUAUGUGACUUGCUGACGGUUUUCCACAGACAUGGAUGCUUGAAAUUUCUUAACGUAAUACCCAAACCUCCUCCCUGCUCGUCGGGUACCUUCCAAUUAACCGUCCUACCGGAGUGCGCAGCUGUGCAACUUGUGCUCCUCCAGCAGGGAAGGCUUACGGCAAAGCAAAAGAGGGAUAACGAUGAACUGCGCAGUACCAUAGGGCGUAACUAUAAGCACAACACCGCUGUAGUGCUGAAGUAUUUAAGUGAAUUCAGUCAGGAUAAUAGUGGUAGUGCGGCACUGCUGGCCUUCUCCGAGCUGGUUCUCCUAUGUGACUGGGUGUCCCUUAAUUUGGCUGGGUUCAGUCCGGAGGUCCUCAAGACACUGCACGUAGAAGAAUCGAAAAGCAGAGAGAACAGCACGACGAACCUUGUGAGGAGCAACGCCGACCUUGGUGGCCCACCAGUGUAUUCCCUCUGGGAUUGUCUAGGACUGUUUGGCGAGACGUGGAAGCAGUCGUUAGUGGUGUUUUCGGGUGGUUCUGGUAGUUCGCUGAAGAAUUUGUCGUUGCGGAUGAAAUAUGUGCUGGAUGAACUGUUUCGAGUGUGCUCGGAGGUAUUCAACGUUCCCUCGGUUGAAAUGCUUCUUAGCCGUGUGGAUUUGAGUAAGCAGAAUGGUGUUCAUCCCGGAAGAUCGUUUUCUGGCCCGGGACUGGACGACAUUGACGUUUGUUCCCUUCACAGUUGCACGGAUACGGCAGAUGAUAGGUGCUGUUUGUGUGAGGACAACGUUCUCUCUUUCCAACAAUACUUUGAGAUUCUCGUUGUACUCCCGUUUAUGUCACUGUUCCGGUCGCACCACACACCCUUCCCGAUGUGGAGUAAACUUCUUUCGUUUGUUUCAGCGCUUCUAUGGUACCAUGAGCGUGGUCAUACGUACAUUACGGAUCUCCUCUUGAAAUUUCUUCCCGAUUUGGAAACCGCCCUUGACGAUGUCACCAUGCAGAAUGCCUUAGUAGAUGUCAAUGAGGUUCCCUUAGUCGACAGGUUACUCGUUUCCGUUAUAGCCGAGGAAGUAUUGGCCAAAGCGGAAUGCCUUAAGGCUUGCCGACCCGCGAAGCAGAAAAACUUGGUCUAUGAUAGUCGACGCCACCCUUUACCGCUAGUUUCCUUGAUCGACAACGAACAAGUCAUCACCGACAUUGUGAAGUAUCUCGUAGAUUCCUUCUCCACGUCUCUGGGGUCAUCAGCCGUCAAUUUGCAUCAACUCUCUGCUGUGUCCCUUGGGAGUGAGAACGCGACCGCCUGCCGGUACCACAGCACCAGCAACAGAACUAAGGGAACUGAUGGGGAAGGGAUGGUAAAUACUGAUGGAAAAUCAGCUGGCGAAGAGAGGAGUUAUUUGGACUGCGAAAAUGUUGACCGUCAAGAGCCCGACGAGCAAACGGAAGAAGCAUGUCCCACCGCCGGGCAGUUCUCUGAGCAAUCAUCUGAUUGUUACCAGGAGUCCGAAUCAGGGUUGGGGACGCGCUCGCAUCGCUUUGGUGCAUUUGUGUACGAGACCCUACCCCAUGCGGUUGGCCCCUCACACCAACUUCACCAGCUUCCCAUUGAGAACUACUGCUGCUACGUGGGCAAUACCUCAGUUGACCCACCAAAAGCCGAUGACGAGGGGGAACAAGCAGAUACAAAUAACAGUGGGCAGUUGCUAGCAACAUAUGGAGACGAUACUAGAACACAGUCGGCGUGCGAUGCAGACACGAUUUCCCGCACCUCCGGAAGGUAUAGCGCUUCAUCAGUUUCUGUCGAUGUCGAUGAGUGCUCAGGGUGA
Trypanosoma brucei brucei TREU927 is the source of this 9813-nucleotide messenger RNA. RefSeq lists its product as hypothetical. The coding region runs from base 1 to 9813 and encodes 3270 amino acids. The transcript has a single exon. NCBI's taxonomy places the organism in Eukaryota, Euglenozoa, Kinetoplastea, Trypanosomatida, Trypanosomatidae. The record is from RefSeq and is a predicted model, not a curated record.